This is a messenger RNA of Cryptotermes secundus, 1783 nucleotides long. RefSeq names its product lipase 3. Gene Ontology annotation, molecular function: hydrolase activity, acting on ester bonds. Gene Ontology annotation, biological process: lipid metabolic process. NCBI's taxonomy places the organism in Eukaryota, Metazoa, Arthropoda, Insecta, Blattodea, Kalotermitidae. Bases 358 to 1578 code for a protein of 406 amino acids. The record is from RefSeq and is a predicted model, not a curated record. The transcript has 9 exons.
CCCCGUUUAUUAACGGUUGUUAAGUCUAGCCGAGAACUUUGCUGUGCUCUGUUUCAUACCAAUUCAGAUUUACACAAAUUUCAAAUAUGGAUACAAAGGAUUUCUGUCCUGCCGCAGCUACGCGCGCAUGAUGUGAGAAUGUGGCGCUUUUGGUGAAUUAAAUUGUCUUCUCGUUUAAAUGGCGCCGACUUCUUCCAGCUCGCGUAACGACUAGUGUGGACGCUAGUGUUAAGAAUUCCUCUGUGACAUUUCCUGUGACCACAGUGCCCAAUUUUGUACAUACAGUGCGUUCAAUGAUAGAGGAACCUGACAGCAGCGUCAUUUCAGCACCUGUUAUAAAGCACGGUUGCAGUUACAAUGCACAGCCUUCUGACACUUGCACUGCUGAUUCUGAGCUGGCCAGGCAGCCACAGGAACGCAUCCUCACAAAUGUCUGACGACAAUGACGCAGAUAUCUAUCUCACCUCGCCAGAGCUGAUCGCCAAGUACGGGUACCCAGUCCAAAGGCACAGUGUCCAGACUCAGGAGGGAUACAUUUUGGAGCUCCAUCGAAUUCCUCACGGGAGGCCGGAAACAACGGCUUCGCCAAGACCAGCCGUGCUGCUUCACCAUGCCUUUCUCUGCAGCUCCUUCGAUUGGGUCGUCUUGGGCCCAGACAAGUCCCUCGGGUUCAUCCUUGCCGACGCCGGGUACGACGUGUGGCUGGCAAACGCUCGGGGCAACACAUACUCCAGGAAGCACGUGUCUCUCAACCCAUCCGACCCCAAGUUUUGGCAGUACAGCUGGCACGAAAUGGGAACUCACGACGUCCCUGCCGAGAUAGAUCACAUCUUGGCGAUGACCGGUCAGAAGAAACUCUACUAUAUCGGCCACUCCAUGGGUACUACCAUGUUCUUCGUGAUGAUGUCACAGAGACCAGAAUACAAUGAGAAGAUAUAUGCCAUGCUCGCCUUCGCACCAGUGGCGUUUUUUACACCCUCAAAGAACCCAGUUAUCCACUUCGUGCAGACAAUGGCCGAAAUGUUCCUGGAGAAGCUGUUCAAGGUCAUUGGGCUUAACGAGUUCCUGCCUCAGGACGGUGUCCUCAAUCCGAUUAGCAUCGCCGCGUGCAAGGCCAGCGUCUUCACGAACUCUCUCUGCGUCGGCUUCAUAUUCUCCAUCGUUGGGAAGAGCACUCAACUGGACAGGGAGCGACUGGUGGUGAUGCUGGCCCACACGCCGGCAGGAGGCUCCUCCAGAGAAGUCAUACACUACGCGCAGGGAGCGCUGUCAGGCGAAUUCUGCCAGUUCGACUUCGGCACAGAGAAGAACAUGGAACUUUACGGACAGCCGUCGCCUCCGCGCUACAACAUGAGUCACGUGACAACGCCUGUCGCCAUGUUCCACAGUGAUAACGACAAGCUUGCACCCAUAUACAACGUAAAUAAGGUCUUCAGCGCCUUGUCUAACGUGAUCGGCAAUUUUCGAGUGCCUCUGAAGACAUUCAAUCACCUGGACUUCAUGUGGGGCAAAGAUGCCAAUUCUCUUGUCUACGAGGAUGUUGUGAAUAUCAUGAAGAGAUAUGAAGACGAUGCAUGAGCGUAACGACCGUAAACAUCUGGACGUCACGUAGUGCAGAGACGCCACGCAACUGUCACACCGACAUCUAGCGAGAAGUCCGGCAACUAAACAAAAUGCAAUUUCCCUACGUGCUGUUGCUUUACUGAUAUACUGAAGCACAAUAAUAGAUUGGUUACCGGCAGUUUGUAUCAUAUUUCCGAAAUAUACAGAACAAUUGUAAAUU